Dissoconium aciculare CBS 342.82 is the source of this 501-nucleotide messenger RNA. Its product is annotated as putative tubulin-specific chaperone Rbl2. Gene Ontology annotation, molecular function: beta-tubulin binding. Gene Ontology annotation, biological process: tubulin complex assembly; post-chaperonin tubulin folding pathway. Lineage: Eukaryota; Fungi; Ascomycota; Dothideomycetes; Mycosphaerellales; Dissoconiaceae. The record is from RefSeq and is a predicted model, not a curated record. The transcript is spliced from 3 exons. Gene Ontology annotation, cellular component: microtubule cytoskeleton; cytosol. The coding region runs from base 116 to 457 and encodes 113 amino acids.
GUCUGUAUGUGAUUCCGUGAGCAAUUCGACUCUCAAUUUCACUCGGCGAUUCUAUAAGCUUUCAAUUCAAGUGUCGUCCAUUCUGUGAAAACGAAUUCGCAUUGUAAUUCUCAAGAUGCCAGCUCCGUCGCAGCUCGCGAUACAGACAUCUGUAUUGCAACGCUUGGUCAAGGAGGAGGCGAGCUACCACAAAGAACUGGAACACCAGGAAGUUCGCAUUGCCAAGUUGGAGCAAGGCGGUGACGAUGAGAAUGCAGAAUACACUUUGAGACAGGAGCGUAAAGCGGCCGAGGAGACCAAGGCUCUCUUUCCACAACUGAAACAAAAGAUCCAAGAGGCGUUGACAAAGCUCGAGAGCUAUAUGGGCCAGAUCAAAUCUUCCGGCGAAGCGACAGACUCCACGGAGAUCGAGAAGGCCACUGCGGCGAUAGCGGCAGCGAAAGAGGUGGUUGCCUGAGUGUGUCUCGGCAGGUCGACGCUAUUGCCUACAUGAAAACAGCU